GGGGGCUGCCGGCCGCCGCCGGUCUCCCUGGUGCCGCCGCCGUCGCGGCCGCAGUCCCCGGAUGUAGCGGCGGUAGCGGGCCGGCGGCGGGCGGCCCGUUGGCGGGAGGAGAGCGGCCCGCAGGCCUGUGCCCGGCAGCCGCCGCGUUUGCCCGGCGUCGCGUCGGGAUCGCCUCUCUCGGCGCAGCGGCGGCCCGCGGCCUCCCGCCGCGUUCCCGGCCCCAUCGGCGUCCCCGUGGGGCCGCCCCGCCGGCCGGGCCCGCGCGGCGCCGGCGGGAUGAGCAGCUCGAGGAACAACCGCGUGAUGGUGGAGGGCGUCGGGGCCCGCGUGGUGCGCGGCCCCGACUGGAAGUGGGGAAAGCAGGACGGUGGCGAGGGCCACGUGGGCACCGUGCGCAGCUUCGAGAGCCCCGAGGAGGUGGUGGUGGUGUGGGACAACGGCACCGCCGCCAACUACCGCUGCUCCGGGGCCUACGACCUCCGCAUCCUGGACAGCGCGCCCACCGGUAUCAAGCAUGAUGGGACUAUGUGUGACACAUGUCGACAGCAGCCAAUCAUUGGCAUCCGAUGGAAAUGUGCUGAAUGCACGAAUUACGACUUGUGCACAGUUUGUUAUCAUGGGGACAAGCAUCACUUAAGGCAUCGUUUUUACAGAAUUACCACACCAGGAAGUGAAAGGGUAUUGCUGGAGUCUCGCCGUAAAUCAAAGAAAAUUACAGCAAGAGGAAUCUUUGCAGGUGCCAGAGUGGUGCGAGGUGUUGACUGGCAAUGGGAAGAUCAAGAUGGUGGCAAUGGGCGCAGGGGAAAGGUAACUGAAAUCCAAGAUUGGAGUGCGUCAAGUCCACAUAGUGCAGCAUACGUUCUUUGGGACAAUGGUGCUAAAAACCUUUACAGAGUUGGCUUUGAGGGCAUGUCUGACCUGAAAUGCGUCCAAGAUGCAAAAGGAGGCUCUUUCUACAGAGACCACUGUCCUGUGUUAGGUGAGCAAAAUGGUAACAGAAAUCCUGGUGGUCUGCAAAUUGGUGACCUUGUAAACAUUGACCUUGAUUUGGAAAUUGUACAGUCUUUGCAGCACGGUCAUGGAGGAUGGACUGAUGGCAUGUUUGAAACCUUAACAACAACUGGAACAGUUUGUGGCAUUGAUGAGGACCAUGACAUUGUAGUACAAUAUCCAAGUGGCAAUAGAUGGACAUUUAAUCCAGCUGUUCUCACCAAAGCCAAUGUUGUCCGAAGUGGAGAUGCUGCUCAAGGUGCAGAAGGAGGUACUUCUCAGUUUCAAGUGGGUGACCUUGUUCAAGUGUGCUAUGACUUGGAGCGAAUCAAGCUUCUUCAGAGGGGUCAUGGAGAGUGGGCUGAAGCAAUGCUUCCUACUUUAGGUAAAGUUGGUCGUGUCCAGCAGAUCUAUUCGGACAGUGACUUAAAGGUAGAGGUUUGUGGGACAUCUUGGACAUACAAUCCAGCAGCUGUCUCAAAGGUGGCAUCAGCAGGAUCUGCUAUAAGUAAUGCGUCUGGUGAGAGACUGUCCCAGCUAUUGAAGAAAUUAUUUGAAACCCAAGAAUCUGGAGAUCUCAAUGAAGAAUUGGUUAAAGCUGCUGCCAAUGGAGAUGUUGCUAAAGUGGAAGAUCUGCUAAAGAGACCAGACGUGGAUGUAAAUGGACAGUGUGCUGGACACACAGCUAUGCAAGCAGCUAGUCAGAAUGGCCAUGUGGACAUUUUGAAGUUGCUUCUGAAACAGAAUGUGGAUGUAGAAGCAGAGGAUAAAGAUGGAGACAGGGCUGUCCAUCACGCAGCCUUUGGCGAUGAGGGUGCUGUGAUAGAGGUUUUGCACCGAGGCAGCGCAGAUCUGAACGCUCGCAACAAACGGAGGCAGACUCCACUUCAUAUUGCUGUCAACAAAGGUCAUCUGCAAGUUGUGAAGACUUUACUGGACUUCGGCUGCCAUCCUAGUCUCCAGGAUUCUGAAGGUGACACUCCGCUUCACGAUGCAAUAAGUAAAAAGCGUGACGACAUCCUGGCUGUACUGUUAGAAGCUGGUGCAGAUGUUACUAUCACCAACAACAAUGGCUUUAAUGCUCUUCACCAUGCUGCGCUAAGAGGAAACCCAAGUGCAAUGCGUGUAUUGCUGUCCAAGUUACCACGACCGUGGAUUGUUGAUGAGAAAAAAGAUGAUGGUUACACUGCCCUGCAUCUGGCAGCUCUCAACAAUCACGUGGAGGUGGCUGAACUUUUGGUGCAUCAGGGCAACGCUAACCUGGAUAUCCAGAAUGUUAACCAGCAAACUGCUCUGCACCUUGCUGUUGAGCGUCAGCAUACACAGAUUGUUAGGCUCUUAGUCCGUGCAGGUGCUAAGCUGGAUAUCCAGGAUAAAGAUGGGGAUACUCCCCUGCAUGAAGCCCUGCGACACCACACCCUGUCACAGCUUCGCCAGCUCCAAGACAUGCAAGAUGUGGGCAAGGUAGAUACUGCUUGGGAGCCAUCAAAGAACACAUUAAUAAUGGGACUUGGCACUCAGGGAGCAGAGAAGAAGAGUGCAGCAUCUAUUGCCUGCUUCCUGGCAGCCAACGGAGCCGACCUCAGCAUUCGUAAUAAGAAGGGUCAGUCUCCUCUUGAUCUCUGCCCUGACCCUAGCCUCUGCAAAGCACUGGCUAAAUGCCACAAAGAAAAAGUCAGUGGUCAGGUUGGUUCCCGAAGUCCAUCUAUGAUCAACAAUGACUCUGAAACCUUAGAAGAAUGCAUGGUGUGUUCAGAUAUGAAAAGAGAUACUCUGUUUGGCCCGUGUGGACAUAUUGCCACUUGUUCUCUGUGCUCACCACGGGUGAAAAAAUGCCUCAUCUGUAAAGAACAAGUUCAGUCGAGGACAAAGAUUGAAGAAUGUGUAGUGUGUUCAGACAAAAAGGCGGCAGUCCUUUUCCAGCCUUGUGGUCAUAUGUGUGCUUGUGAGAAUUGUGCAAGCUUGAUGAAGAAAUGUGUACAGUGUCGGGCAGUAGUAGAACGAAGAGUGCCUUUCAUAAUGUGCUGUGGAGGGAAAGGUACAGAAGAUACCACUGAUGAUAUUUCAAGUGGUAACAUUCCAGUUAUGCAGAAAGACAAAGACAACACUAACGUCAAUGCAGAUGUACAGAAGCUGCAGCAGCAGUUACAGGACAUCAAGGAACAGACUAUGUGUCCUGUCUGUUUGGACCGUCUGAAGAAUAUGAUCUUUCUCUGUGGCCAUGGGACGUGUCAGCUCUGUGGAGACCGAAUGAGUGAAUGCCCUAUAUGCCGCAAGGCAAUCGAACGAAGGAUUCUUUUGUAUUAAGAAGUGGAACAAGUGUCUGUUGUUAGCUUAUGAAUAGUAAGGACAUUCUGAUGAUUUAAAUCUCUGCAAGUUUGAAAGGCAGUAAAAGGUUCUAAUGAAAACAUUUCUAAUACUGUAGCACAGGUUCAUUAAAGACUGUGAACGCACCAAAUAAUAGAACAGUAUUUGAGCAGUCAGCUUUUAACUUUGCUCAGAAAAGAUGCUAAUUUACAGCAGUCCUUUCUUUUGUUGUGUUUUUUGUUUGUUUUCUUUCUGUCAUUUUCUUCCCCUUGAAGUGUAAAGGGACAAUCUUCUUUUGGUUUCAUUCUUGUUUUUUAAUGUGCGUAUAAGGUGUUGAGUGAUGUAGUUUUUGUAUUAUUUUUUUUAAUGCCAGUUACUAUUGAAUAUAAAUCUAUUUAGUGCUUUUUUAUGCUUUUCUGGAGAAUGUUCAUAUAUUCUGUGAUGUUUAUAAUUUGCAAUAAUUUUCAUCUUGAAACCCACAAUAAUGCAUAGUCGAUACAAAAUGUAUGCACAGUUGUAAUAAACGUAAUAUUAUUUCCAUAAGAUCAGGCCUCAAAAUGCAGUGCUAAGGUAAUUUCAACUUUAAUGUGCCCUUUGCUGAGGAUGAGCUGGGAAAGAAACAGGGAAAAGACAAAUUGGUUUAGAAAGGUUACGUUCGUCAAACUGCACUUUAGCGUAACAGUUCCAAGCUGACCUAAAUAAUAUGAACCUCUUGACUCUGCUAGCCUCAUAGAUUCUAAUGGAAUAGCUUUUAAUUCGGUUGGAAAGGAGAACAUUUGAGCAGUGGGUCAGUUAUCCAUUUGAGAUGAGUGAAUUCAAUCAGUUUUGUGGGAACAGAUAUAUAUGUGGGGCCAUUCAAAUAUUCUAUGUCUACGAAUUAGAAGAACUAGAUGUGAAGUUUGCAAACGUUAAACUUCAGUAUCUUACCUUACAAAGCAUGAACCAAGCUUUUAACGGGUAUCACUUUCCUUUCUUAAUUCAGUUGUCUCCGGACAAAUAGUAAUGAACAGCAGGAAAAAAAUCUAAUAUAGCUUUUCAUCUACAUUGAAUGUUAAAACCACGCUAGCUGGGAUCAAUAGAUAAUACUGCAGUUCAGGAGUAGUGUUGUCAGAGCAGUGAUUUCAGAGCCGUGCCUACGUGAAAUGAAAUUGUAUGAGGGAGUUAGCUGUCACUGCUGUGACUGAGAAGUGUUCAUGAAUCUGAAAGUACUGCUGUGAGGAGCUGCAGACAAUUAACAUCUUGAUUUAAAAAAAAAAAUAGGUCCUUCUGUCUUCUUGGACAGAAAAAAAAAGGUAUGCUGAUUUAAGAGGUGCUUGCAGGUAACAGGAAUGUGUUCUUGCUUGUAAGAGAUUCAGCAGUUUCCUGAGUGCAGUUUGCAUAACCCUUUGCCAUUGUGCUGGCUUCGUUUGAACGCAGAACAAUGAAGAAAUACAUGCUGGAAUCAUUGAAGUGCCUUCCUUGCAGCAAAGAUUAAUUUCUUAUUUCAUUCUCACUGCAAAAAAUGUGGCAAGAGGGAUAGUUCAGGGGAAGAUCCAAGUAGGAAUAAAGGAAUAAAACUAGUCUCUUUGGAAAAACCCAUUUCAGUCUUUUGAAGCUUAUGUUGGUAUGCCACAACCUUGUAAACUUUGGCAAAAGUCUCAGAAGAAUGUUGCUAGUAAACUGCAAAGAUAGAUAAACUUCUUAACAGUAAGAUUUAAACACUUAGUGGUGUUUUCCAGGAAACAGCUACAAUGAUAGAUUGGAACAGUGCAUGGCCGGUGGCUUGUAACAAAGUGAAGUAAUGUACAGCUUUUCUAUAGACAACGUAGUCCUUGUCCAGAAUUGCAAAUGUGUUCAUCAUUCUUUUCAGUAAUUUUUCAUUGGACAGUCUUAAUCUGGAAUCAAUAUAAUAUUAUUUUAUUUUGUAUAUUAAUAGUCAUUUGUUCAAAAUUAUCUGUGUAUCUGUCUUUUUGGCUGAAGUAAAUAGCCCUCCCCUUUUGGUACUCAUUGGAUCCCUGUACUGAAAUAUGAAGACUUCAAGGAGCUUUGUAAAACUUCUGAUGAAAAACUUUUUUUUUCCACUUUGCUGUUUCAUUAUUUCCACUUAGACUCCAAUUGCACAAGUACUGUAUUUAUUUAGACAAUAUGUAUGCCACUAAGCCUGAUUUUUUUUUUAUAGUGUGUUUGUCAGCUGAAAUGUCUGCAGUAUGCUUCAGUUUCCUUCCAGUCUUCCUCCAAAAAUGAUUUUGUAGCAAGAUGUGCCAUUUGUCCAUCCAUCCUGAUUUUGGUCCUGUAACGCAUCACAUCUGUUUCCUCUAGUUCUGGUAGACACAUUUUGAAUGUCAAGCCCUAUUUACUCUUCAAGGGGACCUCUAUAAGCAUAAAAGCAGAGUGGAUUUCUUCUUGAUAAUGCAGCUCAAAACUAAAACCUUGUUGUUUUACUUGAAAGUAGUUCAGCUUUGCAUUAGUUGAAAAAUGCAGCCGAAUAAGAAUUGAUCUGAAGUAUCCUGGGUGGAAAACUGGAUUUGAAUGUUAAAUAUUCCUGAUGUGCAAGAGGCAAGAUAUUAGAAAAAAUAGCUAAGUCCACUGUUAGGCUUGUACUUUACAAGAGAAGCUGUAAAUUGCUCUGUAAUAUUCUUAAUACUUGCAUGUCAUCACAGUCAAAUGGAUAUAGACACACUGAUUGAAGGUGUUGCUAUAGGAGCAGUUGUAGUCUUUUGUACUGUAAUCAUGCCAAGUGGACUUACUGGACAGCGCUGCGUGACAGUUGCAGUUGAAAGGUUUCACUGUUGGGAAUUGAACUUCAUGCUUUCAAGAUAUCAAGAUGAAGAACUGAACUAGAAAUGCAAGGUAGAGUAACAUGCUUGAAGUAUAGCUACUGGCCUGAUUAACAGGUGGAAGAGAUGCAUAGCCUUCCCAAAAAACUCAAUGAAGCUUGCCUUUCAGAAAACUCAAUGAAGAAAAAUGUUAGCGAAUCCAGUAGCACCGAACGACAUAGAGGACAAAGAGGAUGAAAAACAGGCUUUGUUUCUUAUGAUUGUCCCUCAGUACUUGACAGCAGUUUUGAAAUUAAAUUGGAUGCUGCACCUCCAUUAGUUUCCUCAGCCAAUCAGAGGAACAACUGAUAGGACUGUUCGGAUGUGAGGUCUGUUCACAUGUUUAAGUAAAUCUUUUUUCUUUUCAGUUCAGUAAAAUACAUGACUUGUCAUAUCACUGCAUGGUGAUUUUAAAGCAUGGAGACGACCUAAAAGGCUAAUAGGACAUGCUUAAUAAUUCUGUUGUUUUUUGUUGUUGUUGUUGGUUUUCCUUUGUUUUUACAGACCCGCUGUGUAUCAUCUGCUAUACCUCAAAGUCCCAUUGAACUCAUUUGGCACUUGUUAGAAUUUGGGCUCUUAAUACCUACCUUCUAUUUGUUGAAAUACUCUGUACUUGUAUGUUAAGAGUUUGGAGGAAUCCCGUUUUACUGGCAUGGAUACUGAAUUAAUGCGGCAGGAGAAUAAGCAAGCUACUUUGUAAAUAUGGAAGAUUGAUUAGAAACUACUAUUCCUAACUUGAAUUGAAUGAGGAUCUAGCAGAUUUGCACAAGUACUUGUGCCUUGUUAGCAUAGUCUUACAAUUGGUAUUCUAGCUUCUUUUAAAGACAUUAAAUGAUCUUUUAAAAUAAUUUAAGUCAUUAUUGUGUAGAUAUUUUCUAGAGAUGAAGUUUUAUGUGCUCAUACCUGUUUUUAGCAGUAUUAGUUGCAGUUCCUGCAAACACUAAGCUGUUUGAAGAAGCUGCUUUGGCCUAGUGAUCUGUUGAAGCUUCCUCUACGAUACUGUGCAUUAAACAUCAGAAACUCAAUUUUCCAGUAGCAGCUGGUGAACCGAGAAGCCUAUCCUGUUCUGUGUGCUGCCUAAGUCAGAUUUUUCACUUAAAAAAUCACAGCAUCCGAACUUCCAGUAACGCUACCUCCUUUCUCUCUACGUCCUGAAUUCUUGGGUUAGUUUGUCUUUGGGAAAGGAUGGGGAACAUUUCAGUUUGGUUUUUGCUUCGUCAGUUUUGAUAUCUAAAUACAUUGCAAAGCAUUUUUACUGACUGUAUAAAUGACGUACGGUAGAAGAGUAUGAUUUGCCACCAUGUACAUUGUAUAUUACCCUUGCACAAGUUGCUGGAAUUCGUACUGUUGUCUUUUUAUGUAUUUCGUAACUCGUUUGUGCUGACAAAGCAAAACUGUUAUCACAGAGGUUUUAGUAUAAGAAGUUUAGAAGUUUUAUAGCUGAGCCUGUGGUUUAAAAAAAAAAAGUUCUGACUCAGGGCUUUUUAACAACUUACAUACAUUUACGAUAUUCUUCAGCACGUCUUGGAGAGCGUUGUAGGUUUAAUGACUGCACAGUGCCUUGAUAGAACUAUAUAAUGGGCAGCAGCCGUAGAGUCCUUACAGAAUGCAAGUAUCUUUUGAAUCCAGUUGAGGAGUUUAUGUUCAUACAACUGUAAUAUCCCUGCUAUGGAUUUACGUACUUGUAUAUACUUUCUGUAUGGGAAAAUCAGCAAAUGUAGGUCUUGCUAAGCUUUCUGUAAGUUGGUUUGUUGUUGCACGGGUUGGGAGCGGGGGGGCAGGGUGUGAAAGGCUUAGUGUUCAAAUGUACCAAAGUAGCACUUCUGGGAAAGACAGCUGAUAAAAAGCUCUGUAUGGGAUCUUUUUAGUGUGAUGGGAGAGGUGGUUGUAUUAAAAUAAUUAUAAAUAAAAAUAAAAAUGCCCUCCUAAUUCUGGCCCAGUGAGCCUUUCUGAAGGGAGAGAGAGAAUCAGCAACAAUUCUGUGUUUGCAUGCCAUUUCAUAUUUACAGGAAAUGACGUACUUUUACACUUCUAGCAGAUAUUUCUAUCACAAGCUUACUGUCUUCAUGAAUGCCAUUUAUUCCUAUUAGAAAACCAGUUUUACCGAACCACAGGAACAUUUUUGCUACUGUUAAAGCCAACGUUGUAUUUUCAGUAGUUCUUGACAUGACUGUUUACUGGAGAAACUUCUGGUUGUCUGCGUGAAUGUAGUGGAUUUUUCUGUAUGCAGAUAGCAUUAUAUAAUUGCUUUCAUUAAAACUGCUUAGCAAGGUCUAAGCUUCUCAAGAGAAAUGCUAAUGUACUGAAUGGUUAAUAAAAGUUGUUAUAUAAGA
This is a messenger RNA of Gallus gallus (chicken), 8425 nucleotides long. RefSeq names its product mindbomb E3 ubiquitin protein ligase 1 (gene MIB1). Gene Ontology annotation, biological process: protein ubiquitination. The transcript is spliced from 21 exons. The coding region runs from base 277 to 3297 and encodes 1006 amino acids. Lineage: Eukaryota; Metazoa; Chordata; Aves; Galliformes; Phasianidae. Gene Ontology annotation, molecular function: ubiquitin-protein transferase activity; protein binding; zinc ion binding. The record is from RefSeq and is a predicted model, not a curated record. Gene Ontology annotation, cellular component: cytoplasm.